CUGUUGUAUUAAUUAAUGUUGCAACUUUCAAGACUCGGAAGAGAAUAGUAUCAAACUUCCAAACAGCUUUUGUUUCCCAAAAGACAAAAGAAGAAGAAAUUUCAAGUAAAUUACAGAGACUCAAAUGGCAGAGAAGAAGAUUAUGCACUACAGCAGCUCUCAGAAGAUACUGUUAGUAGGUGAGGGCAACUUCUCUUUUGCUGCUUCCUUAGCCACUGCAUUUGGCUCUGCAAACAACAUUGUCGCCACUUCUCUCGACUCCAAAGAGUCAUUUAUGGACAAGUACCCAGAUGCAGUGAGGAAAUGGAAGAAGUUAAAGGGAAAGGGAUGUGUAGUAUUGCAUCAAGUGGAUGUGGAUACCAUGAGCCAACACCCUCUGCUAGCUGCUAAACUAUUUGAUCGAGUCGUCUUUAAUUUCCCUCACGCGGGCUUCUUCGGCAUGGAAAGCCAGAGGUUUCAAAUUGAGUUGCAUCAAGAUCUGGUCAAGCGGUUCUUCGCCGCUGCGUCUGAAAUGCUGACGGGAAGAGGAGAAGUUCAUGUGACACACAAGACCGCUUAUCCUUUCAGCAACUGGAACAUAGUGAAGUUAGCAGAAGAGGUAGGGUUAUAUCUGGUUGAGGAAGCACCUUUCACGCGCGCGGAUUAUCCAGGUUAUCUCAAUAAGAGAGGAAGUGGGAGAAAAUGCAACCGGACAUUUCGUGUUGGACAGUGUAGUACCUACAAAUUUGCCAAGCUACCACUUCAACUUCUGGUUCUUGAUUCACCUUAUUGAAUUCUUGAUGUGAUUUCGUUCUCGCCUCUGUUCUUCAACAUGUAAACUAUUAUCUUAUUGUUUAAACUUUGGUAUGGAGUAACACAGCAACAAGUCAGCAAGUCAAUUCGAUCAUUUGUCUCUAUGAAAUUUUCAUUUAUCUCGG
Messenger RNA from Malus domestica (apple), 917 nucleotides. RefSeq lists its product as uncharacterized. The record is from RefSeq and is a predicted model, not a curated record. Lineage: Eukaryota; Viridiplantae; Streptophyta; Magnoliopsida; Rosales; Rosaceae. Gene Ontology annotation, cellular component: cytoplasm. Gene Ontology annotation, molecular function: rRNA (uridine-N3-)-methyltransferase activity. Gene Ontology annotation, biological process: rRNA base methylation.